AUUUAUUCUCCGGUGGUGGUAGUUCAGAAUGUGGCUCUGAAGAUAUUGACGAUGAUUGUGAUGAAGCAAGUGAUGACAUUGAAGAAUCAAAUUCAACGGAACCACAAGAAAUGAGUAAUGGUGAAUCGUUAUUAGCCAAUAAGAUGGAUGAUAUGUCGGCAUCAGCAAAAAGGAGAGGACCACGAACUACCAUUAAAGCUAAGCAGCUGGAUACGUUGAAAGCAGCAUUUGCUUCAACACCAAAACCAACAAGACAUAUCAGGGAGCAAUUAGCAAAGGAAACUGGUCUUAAUAUGCGAGUAAUACAGGUAUGGUUCCAAAAUCGACGUAGCAAAGAGAGGAGGAUGAAACAGUUACGGUUUGGAGGUUAUAGGCCAAUACGACGUAGUAAAACAUCAACGAGGGAUGAAUUAUGUGUUUCACAGGGUGAUAUUUAUUCGCAUGGUGGUAAUAAUGAUGGAUUUUAUGGUCAAAUACCAUUAUCGUUUUUUUGUGAUAGCUAUGGAACAACGGGUCCGGAUGGAACACAGCUAGCAGCAUUACCGCAUCCGUCCUUCAUUAUGCCAUCGGAAGCACAAACAGUACAUGUUGAUCAAUCUAAUUCCGAUAAUACAUUCCUUGAAGAAAGUUUACGACCUCCACAUAGCUCCCCAAAUAUGCCACUUGCCGCACAAGACGAAACAUAUCGACCGAUACGUGGAUUAUAUCAAUCAUCGGAAAUUAAAUCAGUUGUACCAGGAUGGUGA
Acanthocheilonema viteae is the source of this 746-nucleotide messenger RNA. The record is from the annotation of a GenBank genome assembly. NCBI's taxonomy places the organism in Eukaryota, Metazoa, Nematoda, Chromadorea, Rhabditida, Onchocercidae.